AUGAUCCAACAGCAGAGUAUUCAAGUUAAAUGGUGCAAGCGAGUUGUUUGCGUGCCUGCCAUGAUUAAACCCUUAAGAGAAACAUCGGCCGUGGUAAAGUGUUUGGCAACAAGAAUUCUUCCGGGUAACGACGUGGGAUCGGUUUACAUGCCUGUCAUUAUCCACUGGAUGAGCAAACGCAAGCCCUCCUGGACACUGCUGUACCUGUGGGCGACUGUGCUGACGGUGCUGCAGAUUAAGCCGGUGAGGUUUAAUCAGUGGUUGAGGUGGGACGGCACAAAAGAUAUUCACAAUUACCUGCCUGUUGCUGGUGGCCCGCUGUCACCUGUCCAGCCCUCACCUGCGCCGGCCUGCCAGGGCCGAUGCCUGCGCCAUGUAAUGCGCCAGCCUCCAGUAUGGCACGACAAGCGUGUGUUGGAGCACCUGAGGACCAGGAUAGAGGAAGCUCCCCGGACACCCGGCCAUUUCCCAAACCCUCACCAUCCGCCCUGGGCGAACCUUCCUUCUCACAGUAUCAUCGAAACAUACAUCAGGAAUGUCCUUCAAACGAAGGAGGGCGGAGUGUUCGUGGAGGUCGGCGCCCAGGACGGGCUGUGGCUGAGUAACAGUUGGUGGCUGGAGGCCGCUCGAGGCUGGAGAGGACUCCUCGUCGAGGCCGACCCACACAACUACCUCCACCUCAGAGCCUCUCCCAGGACCUCCAGGACCCUUCCCGUCUGCGUCACUACCGGACUCAGAGUUAAACAGGAUAAAUUAAUUCGGACUCGCUUUCCAAGUAACACCACUGAAGAAGUCUACUGUAACCAGAAGGGUCAUUCGAAACUUUUUAAGUACGCCACUAAGUCAGACGUGGGCUUUGGAGAGACUUGGACCAGCACCUGCUUCCCUCUCUUCUCAGUCCUGGUCGCCGCCGGGUACCGCCAGGUAGACUUGCUCAUCUUUGAUAUGUAUGGUGGCGGGUUCGAGAUGACGUCAGAGUUCCUCUCUCUGAACGCAGCUAUUGGCAAAAAGUUCUACGCUAAGGUGAUACUGUACCAGGACAACGAGCUGCAACAGUUCUUCAAUAUGGAAGAUCUCCAGGCAUCGUUUCAGCAACAGGGUUACAAACUUAUUCAGAUGACGCAGUUUCAUUACCUCGCAGUAUCACUGGACGCUUUUAUCAUACAAUAA
Molecule: messenger RNA, 1170 nt
Organism: Procambarus clarkii (red swamp crayfish)
Lineage: Eukaryota; Metazoa; Arthropoda; Malacostraca; Decapoda; Cambaridae
Source: RefSeq, a predicted model, not a curated record